CCCCCGCGUGGCGCCAGAGCCCCCUCGGUCGGUGCUGAGCGCUCCUUGAUGGAAUUGCGGUGAAUGGAACAGAAGCCCAGCACCCUGGACCCGCUGUCGGAGCCAGAGGACACCCGGUGGCUGGAUGGGAAGCGCAAAAGAAAGAGCAGCCAAUGUUUGGUGAAGAGCAGCAUGUCAGGGUACAUCCCUAGUUACCUGGACAAAGAUGAACAGUGUGUGGUGUGCGGGGACAAGGCCACCGGCUACCACUACCGCUGCAUCACCUGCGAGGGCUGCAAGGGAUUUUUCCGUCGGACCAUCCAGAAGAACCUGCACCCCACCUACUCCUGCAAAUACGAUGGGUGCUGCGUCAUUGACAAGAUCACCCGCAACCAGUGCCAGCUCUGCCGCUUCAAGAAAUGCAUCUCCGUGGGCAUGGCCAUGGAUCUGGUGCUGGAUGACUCAAAGCGGGUAGCCAAGCGGAAGCUGAUCGAGGAGAACCGGGAGCGGCGGCGGAAGGAGGAGAUGAUCAAGUCCCUGCAGCAUCGCCCCAACCCCAGCGCCGAGGAGUGGGAGCUGAUCCAUGUUGUGACAGAAGCCCACCGCAGCACCAAUGCCCAGGGCAGCCACUGGAAGCAGAAGCGGAAAUUCCUGCCUGAGGACAUUGGCCAGUCCCCCAUGGCCUCCAUGCCCGACGGGGACAAAGUCGACCUGGAGGCGUUCAGCGAGUUUACAAAAAUCAUCACCCCGGCCAUCACCCGCGUGGUUGACUUUGCCAAAAAACUGCCCAUGUUUUCAGAGCUGCCUUGCGAGGACCAGAUCAUCCUGCUGAAGGGGUGCUGCAUGGAGAUCAUGUCACUGCGGGCAGCCGUGCGCUAUGACCCCGAGAGCGAGACGCUGACGCUGAGCGGGGAGAUGGCGGUGAAACGUGAGCAGCUCAAGAACGGCGGCCUCGGUGUCGUCUCCGAUGCCAUCUUCGACCUGGGCAAGUCCCUCUCUGCCUUCAACCUGGAUGACACCGAGGUGGCCCUGCUCCAGGCUGUGCUGCUCAUGUCCUCAGACCGGACGGGGCUGAUCUGCGUGGAGAAGAUCGAGAAAUGCCAGGAGACGUAUCUGCUGGCCUUUGAGCACUACAUCAACUACCGCAAACACAACAUUCCCCACUUCUGGCCCAAGCUGCUGAUGAAGGUGACAGAUCUGCGGAUGAUCGGCGCCUGCCACGCCAGCCGCUUCCUGCACAUGAAGGUGGAGUGUCCCACCGAGCUCUUCCCCCCCCUCUUCCUCGAGGUCUUCGAGGACCAGGAGGUGUAGGGCUGACACCCCCACCCUGUGCCCCCACAAAUCCCACUCUGGCCCCCCUCAAUCUUUCUCGUUCCCCUGUAAGGACAAGGGGAUGCCGUGCCCAGGGUGGGGGUCCUGCUGUGCCCCCCCAACAGCCACCCCCCCCGCCCCAGGACUUGACGAAUUUUGUUUGUUUGCACAGGGAAGGGCCCCGACAGUCGAGCGUUCCCUUCAUUGUCCUUCUCUUCGUAGAUUAUUAUUUUUUAAGCAUUUAUUUCCCUCCCUGAGAGGCUAAAA
Messenger RNA from Cinclus cinclus, 1557 nucleotides. It is a transcript of the gene THRA, whose product is annotated as thyroid hormone receptor alpha. Gene Ontology annotation, molecular function: zinc ion binding; nuclear receptor activity; RNA polymerase II cis-regulatory region sequence-specific DNA binding. Bases 64 to 1290 code for a protein of 408 amino acids. Gene Ontology annotation, biological process: positive regulation of transcription by RNA polymerase II; negative regulation of transcription by RNA polymerase II; retinoic acid receptor signaling pathway. NCBI's taxonomy places the organism in Eukaryota, Metazoa, Chordata, Aves, Passeriformes, Cinclidae. The record is from RefSeq and is a predicted model, not a curated record. The transcript has 8 exons.